Owenia fusiformis is the source of this 537-nucleotide messenger RNA. NCBI's taxonomy places the organism in Eukaryota, Metazoa, Annelida, Polychaeta, Sabellida, Oweniidae. The record is from the annotation of a GenBank genome assembly.
CUUUCUUUUCUAAAACGUGUUUUUGGCGCAGAUCACCAAAGCACAUACUUCUGUCAAAAUGGUUGCCGCAAAGAAAUCUAAAAAGGCUAUUGAGAGCAUCAACUCUCGCCUUGCCCUGGUGAUGAAAAGUGGAAAGUAUGUCCUAGGAUACAAGCAGACAUUGAAGACUCUCCGUCAAGGAAAAGCCAAACUUGUAAUCAUUGCCAACAACACCCCUCCCCUCAGGAAGAGUGAGAUUGAAUACUAUGCUAUGUUGGCUAAGACUGGAGUCCAUCACUAUAAUGGGAACAACAUUGAGCUUGGAACAUCCUGUGGUAAAUACUUCCAUGUGACCACCUUGAGCAUCACUGAUCCAGGAGAUUCUGACAUCAUCAGGAGCAUGCCAGGGGCUGGUGAACAAACUGCCUAACCAGCAACUUGUCCCCCCAAGAAACAACCAUGGAACAUUGCAGCACAAUCAGAACUUUAUGGAAACAUCAAAAGACUGAAUGAAAUUUAUUGAUAAUUAUUUGUGCUACAAUACAAAUGGUGAUAUGA